AUAUAUAUAAAUCUUUUUAUCUUAAUUGUGAAGAAUAUACUGCGUGAUUAUUAUACGGGCCAUCACGUACUCAAAUGUUGAGAUUAAGUAAACAUCUUCUUCCUUGAUACACUUGAGGCUGCAACAAGAAUAACUAUAAAGAUCAUUUUCUUAAGAGAGACGAUGGACCAUGGAUUAUUCUUACAAUGAAUGUCUAGUGACCAUGUUUUGAGCUGAAUAACAUUACUUACUGUGUUUUUGAUUAUCGCAUACAUCAAAAAGGUCAACGCAAUUCAGGAUCUGUUUGGGAUAGACAUCUGAAUUCAAUAAUCGCAGACAUUGAUUUUUAUUGAUAUCUACUCUCCUCUUUGGAGGUUUGACUGUAAGCUUGGAAUUUUUUUGGGAUUCGCUCACACUACCAUAAAGUAAACUUAUUUCUUAUAACUUCAUCGACCCUGAACACGGGACUUUGUCAACAUGAAUGAAACGGACUUUGUCAUCACGGAAGCACCGUACGAUUAUGAAAGUCCUCUCCAUUAUACGGAGCGGAUUUUUCUUGCUACGAUGUCGGCUUUAAUUGCCGUCGUCGGUCUCCUAGGGAACGGCCUCGUCAUCACCGGUGUGGCACUCUCAAGGAAGCUACGGACAGCCACCAAUGUUUAUGUCGUCAACCUUAGUGUUGCCGAUAUGUUCACGUGCAUUCUCAUGCCUUUCCAUGUCAUCGCCGUGUUGAGUACGGAGACGUAUCCGAUCGCCGAAUGGACGUGUUCGAUCGCAGCGGCAAGCAGCAUCAUAUCGUCUGGGUGUAGUAUAUUUACCUUGGCCGCCAUCGCUCUCAAUCGCCUUUUCCUCGUCACUCAACCCAGCCAUCGCUACCGUAGCUUCUAUCGAACCCGUAACCUGGUCUUCACGACUCUCCUUACGUGGAUCGUACCGACAGUCUUCACCGUCUUCCCGCCCCUGUUCUCUAUCGGUGAGAUUGGAUUCGAUGAGAAGUACACUAGAUGCGGUCCAAAGCACACCGACAACGCCAGCAUCUACGACAUGAUGCUUGCAACCAUCUUCUACCCCGGCCCCCUCGUCAUCAUCAUCGUAUGCUACUGCAAAAUAUUCGCCUACGUGAAACGUCACAUGAAGACGAUGUCGUCUUCGGAACCCUCAUCGUCGUCGUUUCCGCCAAAGACGCCAUCCGACGCCGUUGCGACGUCGCCGCCCAUGUCGCGUACAUCCGAGUCGGCGGAGAAGGGGGAGAAGUUUUUCCAGGACUUAAACAGGAGACAAACCAAGCAGCAUUUUAGCAGACGACAGCUUGAGAUCACAAGGAAUCUCUUCUAUGUCGUGAUCGCUUUCUUUCUUUGCUUGACUCCGUACAGUGUUUCGUUGAUGAUUCCAGGGAGUGACCACAUAGUGCCUUAUGCUGGAGCUAUCUAUCUCUUAGGGAGCUGCGUCAAUCCAUUCAUCUAUGCUACAAAACAUCCUCAUUUCAAAAAUGUUAUCCGAUGCAUCAUCCAAUGUCGCUUCACGGAUAUCGACCAACCAGCCCAGUUCCUCCGUAGGAUCAUCUCCAACAAGCAGAUGACACACAUUGUCAGCGGAAACAACCACUCCACCAAGAAAGAGCCACUGAAAUAACGGGCUCUGUGCAAGGACGUUUCCAGAAAAAGGAGACGUAUUGGCCAUUUGAUUUACCUAACUGCUUAAUGGUGUAAUCUUGUUUUACAUGGGAUAUGGUGGAGCUGAUAUGAUACCUAUGGCUUUAAUCCCAUCGAGUGGGACACUGGAGGAGCAGAUGCUGAGCUAUGCGAAGACAUCGAAGUUCGGACCUUUGAUCUCUGCAUCUCUAUCUUAUUCCGACAUAGACGGCAUGCCAGGCGGAACUUUACGUCAUUGUCAAGGAAUCAAAAAAUAAAAAAUAAAGUAAAGAUCAAUGCAUUCGAGGAAUUUUUUUAUGCGAUUUGUAUACCUUUAUAUGUGGGCAUUUGUAUAUAUCGAUAUGUUUCUUAUUACUUGAUAUCAAUGAAUUUGUUAAGCUAAAGUUGGCUAUUGUGUUGAAGAGCGUUUGAUACGAGAAUACACAUCUCUGCCAACACUGACCACUGGGCCAACAAGAAAGGAUGCGAUCAAGGAUGCGGUGAAUUCGGGGCAGUUCUAAGUCGAUGUACAUCCCGCAUCUUCACGGAUCAUCCCUGUGGUUUACUAACGGUUGGAGACAAGGUGAUCUUCAAAUUACACAAGGCAAAAGGAUUCCUUGAUCAAAUUAGCUCCGAUGGUGACGAUGACGGAGUUGCGGUCGCUUGUUGAAUCACAGACUAACUUCUUGAAGACGAAUAGGAAAAGACAGCAUAUCGCGAAGGAGCAGAUAGGCACGACCAGGAAUCUGCCUAAUCAUUGCAGCCUCGGCCUGUAAAAUGAUAACGUUUAGAGAGGUGAUUCUAAGGGCCAGGUGCAUUUUGGCCUGGAUACUAUACGUGAAAAGACUAUAUAAUGUCGAAGUUCAAUUGAGCGAAAUCAGGUUAAAAUAUCAGAAAACCAACACGAAGACAUUGUGCACACAGUACCCACAGUUGGAGAUUUGUGUUAACCAUACAAAAUGCCUCUUAUAUUGGUUCCAAUCGUUUAUUAUUUUAUGUGUACUUUUUAGCAUUGGUAUAAUGAGCAAAAUAAAUCAAUGUGGACUGACGGAGAAUUUAUUACAUUUGCUUUUUUUUACAUGAAAAUUUAACAUUUCCUAAUUGAUUAUAAUUAUUCUGUCAUGUAUUUGAAAAUUUGAAAUAAUUUGGCCUUUGAUAUUGAUAGAAACAAGUACCAGCUAGAAUAGUAGAAUAAAAGACGGCCUAUUAAAACAUAUACAUGUAUAUAUAUUUGGAAAUUUGAUGCAAGUUAAUCAUCUAGUCUAACGAACCCAUUUUAAUUGUCGAGAUACCAUUAUUGCCUUGGACUAAUAACGGGUAGAAAUCAACUGUUUGUGUAUUUGUAAAGGCUUUACUUUGCGAGCAUGGGCGACGACAAUCGGGAUGGGGGCGGGGUGCCCCCCCCCCUUCUCUGGAGGGACCAACAAUCUCACGAAUUCGCCGCGCAUGCUCACGAGCGUUGCACUUUAUCUGACUUCCAAAGUGAUAUAUGGUUCUGCAUGGAUUUAAGUGAUGUUAUUACGAUGUAACUUCUCAAAUAGUUCCGGUUGUCGAACUGACAUCACAUCUUGUUGUAUGACGUAAUUCAGAUAUUAAAGAUACCUUUCAAAUUAGGGAGGGUCAUUUUCAGUACCAUCAUGCACCUGCAUCGAUGGUCAUUUGGGUCACGUCUUAUACAAAGAGUUGCCAUUGAUCUGAUCAAACUGAACUAUUGAAAGCCAGCAAUGCCUACAUCUAAAAAUACAUGCUUGUUCAAAAAUAUUUCUAGAGAUGAUGUAUUUUCAUAAAUUCAUUGAUUUCUUGACAAUUUGGUUUGUUUGCCUUUGAUACAAAGGCCAUUUUGUAAAUUUCCUGUAUAAAAAAAUUAUGACACUGAUGGAUUUCCAUAGACUUACGAUUAAUUGGAUCAAUCAUAACUCUUUGUAAGACGGGGCCCAGGUCAUUACCAUCCCCUGCACUCGCAGAACCGAUUUACCGGCAGGGGGACUGUUUCAUAAAACCGUUCGUAAAGUUACGCCUGACUUUAAGAAUGAAUGGAAUAUCUCUACAACAUAAUGAUGAUGAUAUGAAAUUUGUAAAUAGAACUUGAUUUAUCAUAAUGAAAGCAAUUCAGGAAAUAUAAUGCCUAUCAAUUUACCCCUAACCAUUUCAAAAUGCAUUGUUGAUAUUCUUAUUUAAGAGUGAAAUCCAUUCUAUUUGUUAAAUGCCUCAAGUAUCGUGCCUUUGACAUAUUUCAAUGACAAUUAAGGUUGCAUAAUGCCCAGUCCGAUGAUAACGCGUUUGCUUGCAGUAUGUUUAAUUAUAUGAAAGAUUGACAAAAAUUAUAUAUAUGUGCAGGUAGUCAACGUUGGGU
Lytechinus variegatus (green sea urchin) is the source of this 3963-nucleotide messenger RNA. RefSeq names its product alpha-1A adrenergic receptor-like. The record is from RefSeq and is a predicted model, not a curated record. Lineage: Eukaryota; Metazoa; Echinodermata; Echinoidea; Temnopleuroida; Toxopneustidae. Gene Ontology annotation, cellular component: membrane. The transcript has 2 exons. Gene Ontology annotation, molecular function: G protein-coupled receptor activity. Bases 457 to 1611 code for a protein of 384 amino acids. Gene Ontology annotation, biological process: G protein-coupled receptor signaling pathway.